UGAAUCAGCUGAUCCGGCGUUCCCCGCGGUGCAGUCCGGAGUCGCGCCUGGCGGGUGGGUGGGCCGGGAGCGCUGAGCGGCGGCUGCGUCAGGUCUUGAUAGAGAUGAUUUGGUGAUGGAGUAUUCCUCCUGACCGAUGGACUCGAAGAAGAAAAGCUCAGCAGAGGCAGAAGGAUCCAAAGAAAGAGGCCUGGUCCACGUCUGGCAGGCAGGAUCCUUUUCUCUAACACCGGAGAGGUUGCCAGGCUGGGGAGGAAAGACAGUUCUCCAGGCAGCCCUGGGUGUGAAACACGGAGUUCUUCUGACUGAAGAUGGUGAGGUCUACAGCUUUGGGACCCUGCCCUGGAAAAGCGAAUCUGCGGAAAUCUGUCCAAGCAGCCCCCUUCUAGAAAGUGCCCUGGUUGGGCAUCAUGUUGUCACAGUGGCCACGGGGAGCUUCCACAGCGGGGCGGUGACAGAAAGCGGGGCGGUGUACAUGUGGGGGGAGAACACUGCCGGCCAGUGUGCAGUAGCGAACCAGCAGUAUGUGCCAGAGCCAAGUUCCGUCAGCAUUUCUGACUCGGAGACCAGCCCCUUGUUAGCUGUGAGGAUUCUGCAGUUGGCGUGUGGCGAGGAGCACACCCUGGCCUUGUCAAUCAGCAGAGAGAUCUGGGCAUGGGGCACCGGCUGUCAGCUGGGUCUCAUCACCACCACCUUCCCAGUGACAAAGCCCCAGAAGGUGGAACACCUUGCCGGGCGCGUGGUGCUCCAGGUGGCCUGUGGCGCGUUCCACAGCCUGGCGCUGGUGCAGUGCCUCCCUCCCCAGGAUCUGAAGCCUGUCCCGGAGAGAUGCAACCAGUGCAGCCAGCUGCUCAUCACUAUGACGGACAAAGAGGACCAUGUGAUAAUAUCAGACAGCCACUGCUGCCCCCUAGGGGUGACCCUGUCUGAGUCCCAAGCAGAACAUCACACCAGCACUGCCACCAGCCCUCAGACGGAGGUGUUUGAGAACGCUUUGGUAGGAACUGAACUGAACAUGGGAAACAUUUCGGCAACAAGUGGCAGUGCCGUUUCCUCUCAGCAGAAUGUGGCGGGGACAGCCGAAGUGUCUUCAGCCAGGAUGGCCCCCUCCUACCCCGACACCCAGGCAGUAACUGCGUACCUGCAGAAGCUGUCAGAGCAGCCAGGGCGGGAGAACCAUGAGCAGGAAGAAAAGCCACCCCAGGUCCAGCCUCCUGUAGAAGAAGUUGGCCCUGACCUUCACAGUCCACCAACCACAAGCACCUCAGCCCUCAACAGCCUGGUGGUCUCCUGUGCAUCUGCUGUCGGUGUGAGAGUGGCCGCCACCUACGAGGCUGGGGCCUUGUCUCUCAAGAAAGUCAUGAACUUUUACAGCACCACCCCCGGGGAGAUGGGAGCCCAGCCGGGCAGCGCUCCCACGGGCCCAGAGAGCCUGAAAGAUCUCAGAGAAGAGCAGGUGAGACAGGAGUCAAUGCAAGGGAAGAAAAGCUCCAGUCUGGUGGACAUCAGAGAGGAAGAGGCGGAGGGAGGGAGCCGAAGACUCUCCCUCCCUGGACUGCUGUCACAAGUUUCCCCCAGGCUCUUAAGGAAAGCUGCCAGGGUGAAAACCAGGACAGUGGUCCUGACUCCCACGUACAGUGGAGAAGCCGAUGCCCUCCUGCCUUCCCUGAGAACAGAGGUGUGGACCUGGGGGAAAGGCAAAGAUGGGCAGCUGGGACACGGUGACGUCCUGCCCAGGCUUCAGCCGCUGUGUGUCAAGUGUCUGGACGGUAAAGAGGUGAUUCACCUGGAGGCAGGUGACUCCCACUCCCUUGCACUUACCGCGAAGUCUCAGGUCUACUCCUGGGGCAGUAACACCUUCGGUCAGCUCGGGCAUUCUGAUUUUCCAACCACAGUCCCUCGGCUUGCAAAGGUUAGCAGUGAGAACGGAGUCUGGAGUGUGGCCGCAGGCCGGGACUACUCCUUGUUUCUAGUGGACACCAAAGACUCCCAGCCUGGGCUGUACUACAGUGGCCGGCAGGACCCUGCAGAAGGUGACGCCCUUCCCGAGAAUCCCGGUGGCACCAAGACUCCAGUCCUUCUCUCCUGCAACAAGCUUGGGUAUAUAAGCAGAGUAACAGCAGGAACAGAUAGUUACCUUGCCCUGGUGGACAAGAAUGUCAUGGGCUAUAUCGCCAGUCUCCAUGAAUUGGCUACUACGGAAAGACGGUUUUAUUCAAAACUAAGUGAAAUCAAAUCUCAGAUACUUCGGCCUCUUCUCAGUUUAGACAACUUGGGCACUGUGACCACUUUGCAGCUGUUGCAGGAAGUCGCAAGCCGGUUCAGCAAGCUGUGUUAUCUCAUUGGGCAGCACGGAGCCUCACUUAGCAGCUUCCUGCAGGGCGUGAAGGAAGCCAGGAGCCUGGUCAUCAUGAAGCACUCGAGUCUGUUCUUGGACAGUUACACAGAGUACUGUGCAUCAUUCUCAAACUUCCUGGUGAUGGGAGGGUUCCAGCUCCUCGCGAAGCCUGCCAUUGAUUUCCUAAAUAAAAACCAAGAACUCUUACAAGAUCUGUCAGAAGUGAAUGAUGAGAACACCCAGUUGAUGGAAAUACUGAACACGGUGUUCUUCUUGCCAGUCAGACGACUUCAUAAUUACGCCAAAGUUUUGCUGAAGCUCGCCACCUGCUUUGAAGUGGCAUCUCCAGAGUAUCAGAUGCUGCAGGAUUCCAGUUCUUGUUAUGAAUCUCUUGCUCUCCAUCUCGGCAGGAAGAGGAAGGAAGCAGAGUACACGCUGGGCUUCUGGAAGACCUUUCCUGGGAAAAUGACGGACUCCCUGCGGAAGCCGGAGCGCCGACUGCUGUGUGAGAGCAGUAACCGGGCGCUGUCGCUGCAGCACGCGGGCAGGUUCUCCGUGAACUGGUUCAUCCUCUUCAACGACGCCCUGGUCCACGCUCAGUUCUCCACGCACCACGUGUUCCCUUUGGCCACACUGUGGGCAGAGCCACUUUCCGAAGAAGCUGGUAGCGUGAAUGGCCUGAAGAUAACCACACCUGAGGAGCAGUUCACACUCAUCUCCUCAACACCCCAGGAGAAGACCAAGUGGCUUCGGGCUAUCAGCCAAGCCGUGGAUCAGGCUUUGAGGGGGACAUCCGAUUUUCCACUCUAUGGAGGUGGCAGCAGUGUUCAGAGGCAGGAACCACCCAUCUCAAGAAGCGCCAAGUACACUUUCUACAAGGAUCCUCGCCUGAAGGAUGCCACUUACGACGGGCGCUGGCUUUCGGGAAAGCCUCAUGGCAGGGGUGUUCUGAAGUGGCUGGAUGGAAAGACGUAUUCUGGCAUGUUCAGGAAUGGCCUGGAAGAUGGGUAUGGUGAAUACAGAAUCCCUAACAAGGCCCUGAACAAAGAAGACCAUUAUGUGGGCCACUGGAAAGAAGGGAAAAUGUGUGGCCAAGGAGUCUACAGCUAUGCCUCCGGUGAAGUGUUUGAAGGCUGCUUUCAGGAUAAUAUGCGCCACGGCCAUGGUCUCCUCCGAAGUGGAAAGCUGACUUCCUCUUCUCCUAGCAUGUUCAUUGGCCAGUGGGUGAUGGAUAAGAAGGCGGGAUAUGGCGUCUUUGAUGACAUCACCAGGGGAGAGAAGUACAUGGGGAUGUGGCAGGAUGAUGUGUGCCAAGGAAAUGGGGUGGUAGUUACCCAGUUUGGGUUGUAUUACGAAGGCAACUUCCACCUGAAUAAGAUGGCGGGAAAUGGAGUUUUGCUUUCAGAAGAUGAUACUAUCUACGAAGGAGAAUUUUCCGACGACUGGACCCUCAGUGGAAAGGGCACACUGACCAUGCCAAACGGAGACUACAUUGAAGGUUAUUUUAGUGGAGAAUGGGGGUCUGGAAUAAAGAUCACCGGAACCUACUUCAAACCCAGCCUGUACGAGAGUGACAAAGACAAGCCCAAAGCCUUCAGGAAGCUGGGAAACCUGGCGGUGGCUGCAGAUGAGAAGUGGAAAGCCGUGUUUGACGAGUGCUGGCGCCAGCUGGGCUGUGAGAGCCCAGGCCAAGGGGAGGUUUGGAAGGCGUGGGAUAACAUUGCCGUGGCCCUGACCACCAGUCGCCGCCAGCACAGGGACAGUCCAGAAAUCCUAAGCCGUUCACAGACUCAGACGCUGGAGAGUCUGGAGUACAUUCCCCAGCAUGUUGGUGCCUUCUCUGUGGAGAAAUAUGACGACAUCAGAAAGUAUUUAAUCAAGGCCUGUGACACCCCUCUGCACCCACUGGGCAGGCUCGUGGAGACCCUGGUGGCAGUGUACAGAAUGACGUAUGUGGGCGUGGGGGCCAACCGCCGGCUACUGCAGGAAGCUGUGAAGGAGAUUAAGUCCUAUCUCAAGCGGAUCUUCCAGCUUGUGAGGUUCUUAUUUCCUGAGCUUCCUGAAGAGGGCAGCACAAUUCCUCUGUCGGCUCCUCUGCCCACUGGAAGGAGGUCCUUCUGCACUGGGAAGUCAGAUUCCGGAUCCGAGUCCCCAGAGCCAGGGUACGUGGUAACGAGUUCCGGCUUGCUGCUCCCUGUGCUGCUGCCUCGCCUCUACCCUCCUCUCUUCAUGCUGUACGCCCUGGACAAUGACCGGGAGGAGGACGUUUACUGGGAGUGUGUGCUCCGACUAAACAAGCAACCGGACCUCCCUCUCCUGGGCUUCCUCGGGGUGCAGAGGAAAUUUUGGCCAGCAACCUUGUCAAUCCUUGGGGAGAGCAAAAAGGUUUUGCCCACCACAAAGGAUGCUUGUUUUGCCUCUGCAGUGGAAUGCCUCCAGCAGAUCAGCACAACAUUUACUCCGUCAGACAAGCUCAAGGUCAUUCAGCAGACCUUCGAAGAGAUCUCCCAGAGUGUCCUGGCCUCCCUGCAGGAGGACUUCUUGUGGUCCAUGGAUGACUUGUUCCCCGUCUUCUUGUAUGUGGUGCUGCGGGCCAGGAUUAGGAAUUUAGGCUCUGAAGUCCACCUCAUUGAGGACCUGAUGGACCCCUAUCUCCAGCAUGGCGAGCAAGGCAUAAUGUUCACCACCCUGAAGGCCUGUUACUACCAGAUUCAGCGUGAGAAGCUUAACUAGUCACCUGCUGGCUGGAGAGCUGGAUUAUCUCUGUGCAGGCUGCGCGCCAUCUGGAGUCGCCCUGUGCUGGCAGAGAACCGUGUUGAAACUGGAAUGGACUAUGUGUUAUUUCUGAGCCUUACUAAUGAUUAGAGCCCUGAGCUCAGGGCGGAAAACAUACUGUAUAGUUCAAAUGGAGAGCGGAAAAGGAAAUAGGAAUCCGCUUAGCCGGUCUUGACCUGUACUAAGAUCCAGACACCUCCUUAGAAGAGGAAACCGGUUACCCCUUUCCUAUGGAGAAAGGUCUCACUCGGCUCCCUGAAAUCGCAGGGAAGUUUCCCAAGAAAGCUGCUUGCGUGAAAGAAGUUACUGGCUGUUCCUAAGUUAGUGGUUUGUCCGGAUCCAUCUGCGGUUACCCCACAUCCCCAGGCAAGGAGCAGGCUGUACCUGAGACUGAAGCAGCAGUACCUUGCCUUCCAGGACCCCUUCCAGCCACGUGGGCAGUAUGCUGCUUCUCAGGGGAAGAGGAAGAAUUUCCAAACUGCAGCUUUAGACUUUGAUAAGCCCCUCCCCCCGAGUGUUGGUGCUGGGAGAGGUCCCACGAGGGGACUCCACAUCCUGGUCCUGACAUGGAAUGCAUCCUCAUAGGAACCCCCGUCCCCGACUAGAAAGGACGUAGGGAUACACUGGAAUCCAAACCCUGAUGCCAGCUGCUACAGAGCCCACUGGUCCCAGGAGGCCGGUGCGGGCUCUGUGUGGAGAAGGAAGGAAGCAGGGAACUGUGAGGGUCCCCAGCCCAGCGUGUGACCUUCCCUGUACCUCACCCUGAACUCAGAAGGGAAGAAAGGAAAAACACACUUUGGCUGCCCCCAUCUCUACAGUAUUGCGACCCCUCCAUGUUUCCACUGUUUGCUCUUCUACAAACCCCGCUGUAGGCUGUCGGUUCACGCUGUAGCGGUGCCGCGUGUGGUUUGGGUAACACAGGUGCUCUCCCGUCUCAUCUGCUGUGCUCCCUGGUGAGCCGUGUCCUGCUCCAUGUGAGAUGACUCAGCAGGCAUUAAUUACUUUCGAAAAGGAUCAUGAUUUCCGAACUACUUUAUAAUCAAGACAAGUGUUUGUUAAAAUACUGUUUUGGGAUGUUGGCUGUAAUGUAACAGCAGUUUUCAUAAUAAAAGACAUUCAUCUCUA
Molecule: messenger RNA, 6238 nt
Organism: Myodes glareolus (Bank vole)
Lineage: Eukaryota; Metazoa; Chordata; Mammalia; Rodentia; Cricetidae
Source: RefSeq, a predicted model, not a curated record